This is a messenger RNA of Drosophila sulfurigaster albostrigata, 1364 nucleotides long. It is a transcript of the gene FeCH, whose product is annotated as ferrochelatase, mitochondrial. The record is from RefSeq and is a predicted model, not a curated record. Gene Ontology annotation, molecular function: protoporphyrin ferrochelatase activity. The transcript is spliced from 5 exons. Gene Ontology annotation, biological process: heme biosynthetic process. Bases 29 to 1264 code for a protein of 411 amino acids. NCBI's taxonomy places the organism in Eukaryota, Metazoa, Arthropoda, Insecta, Diptera, Drosophilidae.
UCAACAGACAAAUUUAGUACAUUUUGCAAUGCACUAUGGUAAAAAUUUGAAAUUCAAGUGGCGGUCACACGUUGAUUACAAGUUUCUCUCUGAUAACAAGAAUGCUUUUUUUUUGCAUAAGACAAAUUUAAGUAGAUUGGCAAAAAAUGCUGCCAACUUCGCAACAAGCGCUGGCCGCCAGCAACAGGCCAAGACUGCAAUUCUCAUGCUCAACAUGGGAGGACCUCAGCAUACAGAUCAAGUGCACGAUUAUCUGUUGCGUAUUAUGACUGAUCGAGAUAUGAUUCAACUGCCAGUGCAGAGCCGGCUGGGCCCUUGGAUUGCCCAGCGGCGUACACCAGAAGUGCAAAAGAAAUACAAGGAAAUCGGAGGCGGUUCGCCAAUACUCAAGUGGACAGAGUUGCAGGGUCAAUUGAUGUGCGAGCAACUGGAUAAAGUGUCGCCGGCAACAGCGCCCCAUAAACACUACGUCGGAUUCCGUUAUGUUAAUCCGCUUACAGAGGACACGCUGGCCAAGAUUGAGAAUGAUAAGCCGGAACGUGUGGUGCUCUUCUCACAGUACCCACAAUACAGCUGCGCCACAUCUGGCUCUAGCUUCAACUCUAUCUUCUCCCACUACCGCGAUAAUUCGCUGCCCACCAAUAUCAAGUGGAGCAUUAUCGAUCGGUGGGGCACACAUCCGCUGCUUAUCAAGACAUUCGCUCAGCGCAUACGCGAAGAACUGGCCAAGUUUGUGGAAACCAAGCGCAAUGAUGUCGUCAUACUCUUCACCGCACACUCGCUGCCCCUCAAGGCGGUGAAUCGAGGUGACGCUUAUCCCUCUGAGAUUGGCGCCAGUGUUCACAUGGUCAUGCAAGAGCUGGGCCAGAGUAAUCCUUAUAGCUUAGCUUGGCAGUCAAAAGUGGGUCCUCUGCCGUGGCUGGCACCGGCUACCGAUGAUGCAAUUAAAGGCUACGUCAAGCAAGGACGCAAGAAUUUUAUUCUAGUACCUAUUGCCUUUGUGAAUGAGCAUAUUGAGACGCUGCACGAACUGGACAUUGAGUACUGUGAUGAACUGGCCAAGGAUGUGGGUGUGGAGGAGAUUCGCCGAGCUGCCGCACCGAAUGAUCAUCCUUUGUUUAUAGAGGCGCUAAGCAGCAUUGUGGCCGAUCAUUUAAAGUCCACUCAACCUGUGAACCCAAAGUUCUUAAUGCGGUGUCCAAUGUGCACCAAUCCACGCUGCCGCGAGAGCAAGAAAUGGUAUCAACAGCUCUGCUCGCAUUGAGAGAAAGACAUGAAAAUUACAUAUUUAUGAUGCACCUACUGUUCUGUAAUUUUAAAGUGAUGCAGCUUCAAGCUAUCGUUAAUCACAUUCAUCCAAAAUC